AUGGGUUGCGUCUUCGGAAAGCAAUCACAAGCGCCGUCAUCUGAUCGCCGGAACAGGGGCAACACCGUUGAAUCAUCACAUCCUCCACGUACUCGUCGUCGCCGUAGCUCCGGUGAGACAUCCACGGACGUUUCAGUCAAUGAAGCCGUGGACCCGGUCGCGAAUGUCAAACAGCGGGAGAGACAGAGACCACAAAAGCAGAAGGCUAGACAUAGUGGCGAUUUCCCGGUGGCCAUUCCUGCUCCAGAGACACGGCGGACUUCUUCAGACCUGAACCAACAAGGGUGGCCGUCGUGGUUGAUGGCCGUAGCCGGUGAAGCCAUCCGUGACUGGACCCCAAGACGCGCCAACACCUUUGAGAAACUUGACAAAAUUGGGCAAGGGACUUACAGCAAUGUAUACAAAGCCAGGGAUCUACUAACAGGGAAAAUAGUGGCAUUAAAGAAGGUAAGAUUUGAUAAUUUGGAACCAGAAAGUGUGAAGUUUAUGGCUAGGGAAAUUCUUGUAUUAAGUAAGCUCGAUCAUCCUAAUGUAAUCAAACUUGAAGGCUUAGUUACUUCAAGAAUGUCUUCUAGUCUUUACUUGGUGUUCGAAUACAUGGAGCAUGAUCUUGCUGGCCUUGCUGACUGCCAUGAAAUUAAGUUCACUGAGCCUCAGGUAAAGUGCUAUAUGAAGCAGUUACUUUCCGGGCUAGAGCAUUGCCACGAACAAGGUGUUUUGCAUCGUGAUAUCAAGGGUUCUAAUCUCCUUAUCGACAAUGAAGGAAUUCUAAAAAUUGCUGAUUUCGGACUGGCUACCUUUUAUGAUCCUGAACAGAAGAGCCCCUUGACUAGUCAAGUAGUUACACUUUGGUAUCGUCCACCCGAACUACUUCUUGGGGCAACUUAUUACAGUGUUGGGGUUGACCUCUGGAGUGCCGGUUGCAUUUUGGCCGAGCUACUUUCGGGGAAGCCGGUAAUGCCAGGAAGGACAGAGGUUGAGCAACUGCAUAAGAUAUUCAAGUUAUGUGGAUCCCCUUCUGAGCAAUAUUGGAAGAAAUCCAAAUUGCCAAAUGCAACCCUCUUUAAGCCACAACAACCAUAUAAACGCUGUAUAGCAGAAACUUUCAAGGAUUUUCCAUUGUCUUCUUUACCUCUCAUCGAAACACUUCUUUCAAUAGACCCCGAAGAACGAAGUACUGCCACUGCAGCUCUUAACAGUGAAUUCUUUACCUCUGAACCAUGUGCUUGUGAGCCAUCGUGUUUACCGAAAUAUCCACCCAGUAAAGAAAUGGAUGUAAGAUUGAGAGACGAGCAAGCGCGAAGGCAACGAAGUCUAGCUGGCAAGGUUAAUGCAGUUGAUGGUGCAAGGAAAACUCGAGUUAGCGAACGUGCUAGCCGGGCGGUUCCUGCCCCCGAAGCAAAUGCUGAAAUUCAAGCAAACUUGGAUAAAUGGAGAGUGAUGACACAAACAAAUGCCAAGAGCAAGAGUGAGAAAUUCCCACCUCCCCAUCAAGAUGGAGCCGUGGGGCAUCCAUUCGAUGCAUCACACAAAGGGCCUCUAUCAUUCUCUACAACCGACACUUCUUUCACCUCUUCGGUUUUCAGCUCCAAGUUAUCUGAAUCCGCUAAAAAUCCCGUACCUGCCGACGGCCCUUCCAGGAGGAGGAAAACCAAUAAAGACCUGCGGAGGGAUCCGUCUCGAAAGUUCAUUCGCGGUUUCAAACCGUCCUCGAUAGGCCUAUCCAUGGAUUUUCUAUUCCGGGGUAAGUCCGAGGUCCUUCGUAGUCAGAAUUAGAAUAGUGUUCCAAGUUUAUAAACCCCUUGCUUCUUAAGGAACUUGAAAAUGUAGUUUUCCCAUCCCUUAUUUAAUUGUAUCUGAUGAUAUAAGUAUCUGGUGUAUAAUCCACGCCAAGAUCCCAAAUCUUUUGGUGUAUAAUCUGCCAAUGCAAUCCCACUUUUUGUUGUACAGUC
This is a messenger RNA of Hibiscus syriacus, 1952 nucleotides long. RefSeq names its product probable serine/threonine-protein kinase At1g54610. The coding region runs from base 1 to 1776 and encodes 591 amino acids. Gene Ontology annotation, cellular component: cyclin-dependent protein kinase holoenzyme complex; nucleus. Gene Ontology annotation, molecular function: RNA polymerase II CTD heptapeptide repeat kinase activity; cyclin-dependent protein serine/threonine kinase activity; ATP binding. The transcript is spliced from 7 exons. Gene Ontology annotation, biological process: positive regulation of transcription elongation by RNA polymerase II; protein phosphorylation. The record is from RefSeq and is a predicted model, not a curated record. NCBI's taxonomy places the organism in Eukaryota, Viridiplantae, Streptophyta, Magnoliopsida, Malvales, Malvaceae.